CUUGAAGCAUGCCGAUCUUCGGAGCGGCAACCGCGGUCAACACCAUUGCGGGGAAAGCGCGAUAAGGUGACCCGAUCCUUUCAACUGAUAGGUUGCAAGUGGGAAUGAAGUUGGGGGCCUUGAGGCUCAUCGUGGAGAGACAAACUCCCCGCACUUCGGCCUGAGAAUGCUUCUAAUCCUGGCCACAACAAAGCGAUAUAUCCGCGAUGAGGGAGCGGCUUGAUGCUUGACAGCAUUCAUGGCUCGAAAGAAGCGUCAUUACGUACCCAAAGUCAAAGGCUGUUACGAGUGUUCACAACGUCGUAUCGACUGCGAUGGCACACGUCCUAGUUGCGCAAAGUGUAAUAACCGCGGAAUCGUUUGCAGCGGCUUCCAUCUGAGGUACAAGUUCCUUGAUGGCUUUUCGUCGCCGCGGAAGUCCACUUCUAAAGGUCGAAGCGCGCUGCUGAAGGACGCUCUUGCCCAGGCAUCGGCGUAUGGAACUCUGAGAACCUCGUCAAAGGUCCUAGAAACGUUUCGGGCAUCAGCCUGGGACGAUGAGUACUGGAACAGCUCAGCUUGUUUCCAAAGAUAUGAAGUCAAGGGACCCAGUCAGGGUGAAGGUUCGGGUACAGAAUCAGAUCGUGUUAUCAGUGGCUCAAGCAACGAGGAAGCAAAUGGGGUAUCACUUGAUACAUGCAUCAUCGACGAUGUCUAUGUGUCUUUCGACAAAACUUCCAUGCAGCCAUUCUCGCCUGUAAAUCUCAGCAUCCUGGAACCGUGGAAAGAGUUCCUGCUGACACAUUUUUCAGACGCCAUCGCACCAGAGAUGGUUGUAGUUGAUGACAUCUACAACGGCUGGCGACACUUGAUCCUACCGGUUGCUUGGUCCAACGAAAUGGUGAUGGACGCUGUCCUUGCCGUGUCAGCAUUUCAUCUCUCUGGUAGAGCCAUUUUGCUACCGCAUCUUAAUCCAGACAGGCUUUAUGCUUUGGCAAUCGGCCAACUCUUGUAUCGGAAGGACCUGACAGAUUGGAGCGACGAGACCCGACAACAUGUGGUCCUUGCCAUUGUUGUCCUUCUGGUUUCUGUCAUGGUCAACGGCAUGCCGGAUUUCCCCAUAGUCUUCCAGAUGCUGGAGGCAUCUAUCCAAGCUAUUGGUGGUGAAGAGACUCUGGCUGACGGAGGAGAGAUGGGAGGUUUUCUCUUGAGACAGAUUCGCAAGAUGCGGGCCUACGCUGCACCCUUGGUCAGCCAAGAUGCCGGGAUGAAGGCGUUAUCAUACCACGCCCAGAAGAGUUUUGACUGUCUUUACUACUACUACAGCUUAUAUCCCGGCCAUUGCCCAACGUUUGACCUCAUCGCCGACAUUCGCCAGCAGGCCUUUAACAUGUACCUCCGCAGAGCGUUGACUAACGUUGAUGACAACACCCCAUCGCCCUCAUCUGUCGAUGCCACCGAGACCUUUCAAAGGAGCUUGGAGGCAUUCCCAGAAGGCGCACUAGGCGAACACAUACUUAUCUGGCCUACGUUCAUUGCUGCGCUUGAGUGCCAUACCUCUGAGCAGCGCCUAUUCUUUGAAAAUUUCCUACUCAGGCAGUAUCAUCGCAACAAUUUCUUGAAUAUCCCCAAAGCUUUGGAUUUUCUGAGAAGAAUCCGGUCGCAGGAUACACACCGGCUUACUUGGCCUGCACUUAUCCCGAAACUUCGGGUUUUUGUCAUGUAGAAUGUAGCCGGAAUUACUACCAAUAUAUAGGCCUUUCUGUCUUGAAGGCAAGCAGCUUCGUUCAAUACAUAUCCACGCGUCGAACAC
Colletotrichum godetiae is the source of this 1792-nucleotide messenger RNA. RefSeq lists its product as uncharacterized. Gene Ontology annotation, biological process: positive regulation of transcription by RNA polymerase II. The record is from RefSeq and is a predicted model, not a curated record. The transcript has 4 exons. Gene Ontology annotation, cellular component: nucleus. Bases 239 to 1705 code for a protein of 488 amino acids. Gene Ontology annotation, molecular function: DNA-binding transcription factor activity, RNA polymerase II-specific; zinc ion binding; transcription cis-regulatory region binding. Lineage: Eukaryota; Fungi; Ascomycota; Sordariomycetes; Glomerellales; Glomerellaceae.